GUACCUCCUGUUAUAUUUACCUACAUAUGCCGCAGGUCAGCUCAAAUUUAACAAGUACCUUAUACCCUUGUAUAAGUGGAGAAAAUGGCAAACAAAGCACAAGAGGAUGCUGUGAUCAAUAAGAAAUAUGUGCAGGAGAUUGCUAAGCAGUUAGGGUUUGAGUGGACCGUUCUGGCAUAUGAACUUGAUUUCACCAGAAAUGACGUCAGACAGUUUCAGGCCACAUCCAAAGACAAGAAGGUUCAAGCCCAGAGAAUGAUGGAAUUAUGGUAUGAGCGCUCCUGGGACAAAGCAAACAAAACCAAGUUGCUGCAGGAUGGUCUAGAUCGAGCAGGUCGCCGUGACCUGGCUGAGAGGCUCCGCUGCCUGCACUGGGGUCACCAGAAGCUCAGUCGCAGAGUGGAACUGCCCUCUGCUUUCCCCUUCAUAAUUACUGUCCACAAGACUAUAGAUAACAAAGAUGCCUUAAGCAGGAUCAAUUUGCUUAAUCGCACUUGUAACUAAAACAACGAGGCAUUUUACAUAAUCAUAUACAUUUUUACUUUUUAAGGAUCUUUUCAAUAUUUACAAAACAUGUCAAUAUGUAAUUUGCUUUAAUGACAGCAUGUACUUAAUAAUAAUUGAGUAUGUAAAUCAGGCUAUGUCAGUUUAUUUUCAGGAUUUUAGAAACGAUAGCACAUGUGUUUUGACACCAGUGCAUGUUAUUUCCUUAAACACCUUUAUUCAUUUUGAAUUUCUUUGUUGCUUAAAACAGU
This is a messenger RNA of Triplophysa dalaica, 755 nucleotides long. RefSeq lists its product as uncharacterized. The transcript is spliced from 4 exons. Gene Ontology annotation, biological process: signal transduction. NCBI's taxonomy places the organism in Eukaryota, Metazoa, Chordata, Actinopteri, Cypriniformes, Nemacheilidae. Gene Ontology annotation, molecular function: protein binding. The coding region runs from base 85 to 504 and encodes 139 amino acids. The record is from RefSeq and is a predicted model, not a curated record.